AGACCCAGAGACCUCAGGGCCAGGCUUCAGCUGCUAAAUGAGCCCGGCUGGCUUUGUGUAUGCAGGUUUAAUCAGUAGCUCACAUUGUAGGCGCUCCACUGUUGAUGACAGAUGAAUGUGUGUGCCCCUUUAAACGGCUCUCCUCCCCGUCUCCUUCCCACCGUGUCGCUCUCUUCCCCAUUUCGCUGCUUUGUUUUCAUUGUCGCUCUUUCUGAUCAUGGCUGCUCAUUCUACCGAGGAACCGUUCCCCUUCCACGGGCUGCUCCCCAAGAAAGAAACCGGCGCCACGUCCUAUCUCACCAGGUUCCCCGAGUACGAUGGCCGGGGAGUGCUCAUCGCUAUCCUCGACACCGGCGUGGAUCCCGGGGCCCCCGGCAUGCAGGUCACAACUGAGGGGAAGCCAAAGAUCAUCGACAUCAUCGACACAACAGGCAGUGGGGAUGUGAACAUGACCACAGUGGCAGAACCUAAAGAUGGGACAAUCGUCGGCCUCUCUGGGAGAACGCUCAAGAUCCCUCCUGCCUGGGUCAAUCCAUCUGGGAAGUAUCGCAUUGGAGUUAAAAAUGGAUACGAGUUCUUCCCUAAGGCUCUUAAAGAAAGAAUACAGAAAGAGCGAAAGGAGAAAAUGUGGGACCCAGCACACAGAGCAGCCCUUGCUGAGGUCUCUCGCAAGACAGAAGAGUUUGACCUCUCUCACCCAACACCCUCACAGAUGGAGAAGUUGCAGAAAGAAGAGCUGCAGAGUCAGUCCGAGCUGCUGGCAUCACUAGAAAAGAAGUACAGUGAUCCUGGUCCUGUAUAUGACUGUGUGCUGUGGCAUGACGGUGUCACAUGGAGAGCUGUAGUCGACACUUCAGAGUGUGGAGAGCUCUCCCAGUGCACGGUGCUGAGCUCUUACAGAGAAAUGCAAGAGUACGCCUCGUUAGGAAAUGCUGAAAUGCUGAACUACUCUGUAAAUAUUUAUGACGAGGGAAACACACUCUGCAUUGUCACCAGUGGAGGGGCUCAUGGGACACAUGUAGCGAGCAUUGCAGCAGGUUACUUCCCAGAGGAACCUGAGCGCAACGGUGUGGCCCCCGGUGCUCAAGUCCUGGCCCUGAAGAUCGGCGACACUCGCCUCAGCACCAUGGAAACAGGCACAGGACUCAUCCGCGCGAUGAUUGAAGUCAUCAACUACAAGUGUGACCUGGUUAACUAUAGCUAUGGGGAAGCCACCCACUGGCCCAAUUCAGGGAGGAUUUGUGAGGUGAUCACAGAGGCCGUGCAGAAGCACAAUGUGAUGUUUGUUUCAAGUGCAGGAAACAACGGCCCGUGUCUGUCCACAGUUGGCUGCCCGGGGGGAACCACCAGCAGUGUCAUAGGAGUUGGAGCUUAUGUGACUCCAGACAUGAUGGUGGCAGAGUACUCCCUGAGGGAGAAGCUGCCCCCAAACCAGUACACCUGGUCAUCCAGGGGUCCCAGUACAGAUGGGGCCCUGGGGGUCAGCAUCAGUGCUCCUGGUGGUGCCAUCGCAUCUGUACCCAACUGGACUCUUCGUGGCACCCAGCUGAUGAAUGGCACAUCUAUGUCAUCUCCUAAUGCCUGUGGAGGCAUCGCACUCGUCCUCUCAGGUCUGAAGCAGAACGGAAUCAGUCCUUCUGUUCCUGCUGUGAGGAGAGCGCUGGAGAACACAGCUCUGAAGGUCGAUGACAUCGAGGUGUUUGCACAGGGCCACGGGAUAAUCCAGGUGGAUAAGGCAUUAGACUACCUCACUCAACACGCCUCUUUACCCACAAGCCAUCUAGGCUUCUCAGUAAGUGUGGGAACACAGAAAGGCAUCUACCUCAGGGACCCAGCUCAAAUUCUUUCACCCUCAGACCAUGGCGUAGGAAUUGAACCCAUCUUCCCAGAGAAUACCGGAAACUCUGAGCGAAUCUCCUUACAGCUACACUUGGCGUUAACAUGUGCCGCCCCGUGGGUCCAGUGUCCCUCCCAUCUUGAGCUGAUGAACCAGUGUCGUCACGUCAAUGUCCGAAUUGAUCCUGUGGGACUGAGAGAGGGAGUACAUUACACCGAGGUGUGUGGGUAUGACACAGCAGCACCUACCUGUGGCCCCCUGUUCAGAGUCCCUAUCACAGUUAUCAUCCCUGCCAAAGUGACAGAUAAUCGUAAUCAGGAGGUUUGUUUCACAGACGUCCACUUCAGACCAGGACAAAUCAGACGCCACUUCAUCACCGUUCCUCAGGGAGCUUCCUGGGCAGAGAUUACACUGACCUCUCAUUCAGGAGAUGUGUCGUCAAAGUUUGUUCUUCAUGCGGUGCAUCUAGUCAAGCAAAGAGCGUACAGAGCGAAUGAAUUCUACAAGUUCUCUUCGCUGUUGGAACGAGGCUCACUAACUGAGGCUUUCCCUGUGCUGUCAGGUAGGAUAGUAGAGUUGUGCAUUGCACGCUGGUGGGCGAGCCUGGGUGACGUCACGGUGGAUUACAGUAUCUCCUUCCAUGGACUCAACACUUCCCCUUCACCCCUGCACAUACAUGCUUCAGAGGGAGUGACUAGUUUUGACGUGUCGUCGCCACUGAGGUACGAGGAGGUGUCCCCCACUAUCACCCUCAAGUCUUGGGUUCAGCCUCUCAGGCCUUUAAGUUCGAAGAUAAAAGCUCUGGGAGCGAGGGAUGUUCUGCCGAAUAACAGACAACUCUACGAGAUUGUCCUCACCUACAGUUUUCACCAGCCUAAGAGUGGGGAGGUGACCCCCAGCUGUCCCAUGUUGUGUGAGCUGCUGUAUGAGUCAGAGUUUGAUAGUCAGCUCUGGAUGCUGUUUGAUCAGAACAAGAGACUAUUGGGCUCAGGGGAUGCCUAUCCACACCAGUAUUCCCUUAAGCUGGAGAAGGGGGACUAUACUGUACGUUUGCAGGUCCGCCACGAGCAGUCCAGUGAGCUGGAGCGCCUGAAGGACCUACCCUUUGUGGUUUCUCACCGUCUGUCCACCACACUCAGUCUUGAUGUGUAUGAGACGCAUCGGGCUGCCCUCAUGGCCAAGAAGAAGGCAAACUCUAUCACCUUGUGCCCAGGAGCCACACAGCCCUUCUACAUCACGUCCCUGCCAGACGACAAGAUCCCAAAGGGGACGAGUCCAGGAUGCUAUCUCUCAGGCUCUCUGGUUGUCCCGAAGAGCGAGUAUGGCAAGAAAGCAGGGCAGGCCUCUGCAAAACGACAAGGAAAGUUUAAAAAGGAUAUUGUUCCAGUCAUCUACCACUUAAUUCCCGCUCCAAACAAAACAAAGAACGGAGGGAAGGAGAAGGACAAGGACGGAGACAAAGAGAAAGAUGUUAAGGACGAGUUUGCUGAAGCCAUGAGAGACUUCAAGAUCCAGUGGAUGACAAAGUUGGACUCCAGCUCCAUCUAUGAUGAACUGAGGGAAAACUACUCAGAUUACCUCCCGCUGCACGUGCAAAGGCUUCACCAGCUGGACUCCGAAAAGGAGCGUUUGAAACGUCUCAGAGAGGUAGAAUCAGCAGCUGACAUCGUCAUCACCCAAAUCGACCAGACCGCCCUGGCUGUUUACCUCACCAUGAAGACAGACCCUCGGCCUGACGCGGCUUCUAUCAAGACUGACAUGGAGAAGCAGAAGUCGUCUCUGCUCGAUGCUCUGUGUAGGAAGGGCUGCGCUCUGGCUGACCAGCUCCUGCUGCCCUCCGCGCCGCAGGACGGCGCCAUUUCUGCCGCCACGGGUCAAACGGCAGCAGAACAGGAAGUAGUGGAACAGGUGCCCAGCAGCUCUGACGACUCCCUGCAGAACGUGGCUAAAGCCCUGAUGGACACCUUCUGGGAGGUGCAGAAGUGGGCAGAGCUAACUGACUCCAAGGUGUUGAUGUUUUCAUACAAACACGCUCUUGUGAACAAGAUGUACGGCCGAGCCUUAAAAUACGCCUCAAAGAUGGUGGAGGAGAAGCCGAGCAAAGAGAACAUGAGGAACUGCAUCCAGCUUAUGCGUCACCUCCGAUGGACACACUGCGCCACCUUCAGCGAGAACUGGCUGCCUGUCAUGUACCCCGCAGACUACACACCAUUCUAGACACACACACACACACACACACACACACACACACACACACACACACACACACACACACGCAUGAGCAGCAUGGCCACACAUGGUCCAUUACAUGGUAACUUUCAAUAUCAUGUCCCUCAGGGUCACAUGGUCUAUGCAUCUGGUUUUCAAACUUAGAUGUCGGUGAACGCCAUAACAAAGGACAACACUGAGUGUGAGCGGGUUGAUGCACUCGAUACCUUACGAGGCAAAUUCAUCCUGUCUUUAGAAACUUUUGCCAAGGCUUGUUGAUACCUUUAGAUUUCUCAGUUGAGUGUUGUCCUUCAUUUUGGUGUUAUCUGCAUAUUUAGAGGCUUUCACAUGCACCCAUCUUCAGCUGUCCGGACUCCAUAUCAUAUAAAAAAAAAAAAAAAACUAAUUAUCUCCUGUAAAUACUAAAGCAAGGGCCAGUGUGGACUAAAAAAAAAAGAAGAAAAGAAAAACUGUUUCCCCAUUGACUCACUUUGAAAAAUUUGACAGCAAAAAAGUUCACAGCUGGCCGGAGAGGAGGACUCGCUGCUGCACGAUGUUUGGACACAACAGGACGCACCUGAUCCCUGAAUAUGGAUAUGACUUGGACAGAACUUAAAAUCUUUUUCCUUUCUUUUUUGACCUGGUUGAUACACAUUUAGUCUUGUCUGUCUUUCUAAAGGCUUGUGCACACAGUCUCUAAACACAAACUAGUGUUGAGGUGCCUUCCUACAUGUACCUUACCUUUUUCUGAUGAGAUGAAAAGUGGUGCGCGGGUUUGAAGCGUGAGUCAACACUCAGCUGCUUGCAGUCAUUUCACCCAUCAGCCUUUGGUGUCAAACGUGGUUUUGAAGGCUCAUAUCAGCAGAAGGCUCAUACGGUUUGUCCGUAAUCAGAAGAAUUCUGGGCGUCUACUUACCUCCACAAGGUGUUGGCCACCCAGUUCUUACUCCUGAUACCUGAGCAGCACAUUUGACGACAAUCUUAACAGACCUCACAAACAUAACAGAUGCAGUUGUGGGCAGCGGCCGGAUGUUCCGAUCAGAUUUCAUUGUGAAAUGUUCCCACAGUGUUAGUCCUUUCUCUGCAGCAUUCAGAAUGUUGCGUUUGUACACAGUGUCAUAAAAUAAUGUACAUACACACAUAACAUAAAAAAUAUUAAGAUGCAAUAGGUAUAUAAUACAAAUAUUAUUCUAAUUGAUGUAUUUUGCGUAUAUGCAUGUCUUUUAGGAUGUAAGGAAAACAAUAGUUUUAUUUGAAAGCAGAUUUUAGUUUGUUUCAACUUGAAAGAUUUUUAAUCCCAAACAAGAUUCUGACAAUAUCCACUGUUGUUCUUCUCAUGAGUGUGUGUUUGUGGAUGACUUUACAUGUAUUUGUGAGCAUAUUUUGUGUACAUGAAGAUUUUCUUCCAACAAAAUCGAAAUCAUAGCCAUUUAGACGCCGUGGAUGUGCAGUUUGUAUUUUUGUUUUUCUUCAGAUACCAUAUUUACUUUAAUGGACCAUGCCAGUGGUUUUAUGUUUCACCUGAUUUACUACAAAUCAGAACUGAUCAUCAUCACAUGAUUUCAAGCCAGGCAACACUGGUUUGAGUUGUAUAAAUCCAGAGUGAACACAAGGUCCGCAUUAAAAGCCCUGAAAAACACAUUUCUCAGUCAUGGUUUUGCUGUGAUAGAUUGGUUCCCAGAGAUUGUGAGUCUCAUCGGUUUUUCUGCAACAAGUGUGCUGUUUGUAGCAGAAAUACACUUGAAAACGGUCUGUGGACAGUCGUAUUGACACCAUACCAGCGUCUCACUGCAGUUUAAUGUCUGUAUCAUAUAGUUUUUGCCUGUCUCUUUAUAAACACUUCAUUGUUGUUGUGUUUUGUUUUUUUUUUUUUUAGAAUUAUCAAAGGCAAACUGUAAAAAGAUGGAGCUGGCAGUACCAGUUCAGCAGUUCAGCAACGCAGCUGUCACUGCACACAAAAGAUCUGUGUUUCAGCCAUUCUGACUUAUUCAAUCAAAGUUGCAGUAUUGGUAAUUGAUCUGGAAAGUCCAAUGGUGCAACUUUGGCAAGCAUGAAUGCAGACUUGUUGUUCACUGUGAUCAAUUAUGGCAUCUUAAAGGAGUAAUCUAUCACAUUGUUGUCACAAAUUUGGAAGAUCCCGU
Messenger RNA from Acanthopagrus latus (yellowfin seabream), 6186 nucleotides. RefSeq names its product tripeptidyl peptidase 2 (gene tpp2). The transcript is spliced from 29 exons. Lineage: Eukaryota; Metazoa; Chordata; Actinopteri; Spariformes; Sparidae. Gene Ontology annotation, biological process: proteolysis. The record is from RefSeq and is a predicted model, not a curated record. Bases 218 to 4054 code for a protein of 1278 amino acids. Gene Ontology annotation, cellular component: cytosol. Gene Ontology annotation, molecular function: tripeptidyl-peptidase activity; serine-type endopeptidase activity.